AUGUUCACCUAUCUAUCCAUCUCAAUCUGUUCAUAUCUAUCUAUCUAUCUAUCUAUCUAUCUAUCUAUCUAUCUAUCUAUCUAUCUAUCUCAGUCUAUUUAUAUCUAUCAAUCUCUGUUUGUUCAUAUCUAUCUAUCUAUCUAUCUAUCUAUCUAUCAUAAAGCAGGGGUUUCAAACUCAAGUCCACAAAAUUUAAAUCUAAGUCUUGGUAUCUAUCUAUCUAUCUAUUUAUCUAUCUAUCUAUCAUAUUCUGAUCAUGUCUGUCUAUCUAUCUCAUUCUCCUCAUAUCUAUCUAUCGGCAGAAAUAUCCACCUGUCAUUUUGUCUACUUUAUCAAUGGCAAUUAUGUAUCUUGGUUCAUCUCUGUCUCAAAUUGUUCAUAUCUAUCUAUCUAUCUAUCUAUCUAUCUAUCUAUCUCCUGCUCAUAUCUAUUUAUUUAAAUAUUUCUUUAAUAAGAUGGUGUCCCCAGAACAAUAAUGACUAUUUCUGUCUGUUAAUUUUUCUAUCUAUCUAUCUAUCUAUCUAUCUAUCUAUCUAUCUAUCUAUCUAUCUAUCUAUCUGUCUGUUAUCUGUCUACUCUCUGUCUCACUCUGUGUUUCUCUCUCUCUCUCCCUGUCUCUCUCUCUCUCUGUCUCACUCUCUCUCCCUAUAUAUAUAUAUAUAUAUAUAUAUAUAUACCUUUGUCAUUUCAUACCUAUCUCAUUUAUUCUGUUCAAAUAUCUAUCUAUCUAUCUAUCUAUCUAUCUAUCUAUCUAUCUAUCUAUCUAUCUAUGUAUUUAAUUCUAUUCGUGUCUAUCAUAUAUUUCAGUCUGUAUUUUUCAGUAUCUGUCUACUCUCUGUCUCACUCUGUGUUUCUCUCUCUCUCUCUCUCCCUGUCCCUCUCUCUGUCUCACUCUCUCACCCUAUAUAUAUAUAUAUAUAUACCUUUGUCAUUUCAUACCUAUCUCUUUUAUUCUAUUCAAAUAUCUAUCUAUCUAUCUAUCACUCUCUCACUCUAUCUAUUUAUUUUUCUCUCUCUCUAUUUAUUCCUUCCUCUCCCUCCCUAUCUAUCUAUCUAUCUAUCUAUCUAUCUAUCUAUCUAUCUAUCUAUCUAUCUAUCUAUCUAUCUAUCUGUUUUCAUAAUAAAGUUGAUAUGAACCUACUGGUUUCAAUUGUGUUCCUGUCAAACAAAUCUUUUCAUAUCUAUCUAUAUAUCUAUCAGUCUUUUCAUAUCUAUCUAUCUAUCUAUCUAUCUAUCUAUCUAUCUUCAUGA
Molecule: messenger RNA, 1251 nt
Organism: Acanthosepion pharaonis
Lineage: Eukaryota; Metazoa; Mollusca; Cephalopoda; Sepiida; Sepiidae
Source: the annotation of a GenBank genome assembly